GAACGACUCUUGCGGCCGACCGCAUCGACUGCCGACAUGCAAACAGCCGUGGCCGGGCGCUCACUGGCCGCGGGCCCCUCACAAGACAAAGCCACGAUCGAAAACCCCUUGGCUGCGCCUCUCAUUCAAGCAAACGAUGGGUCUGCUCCCCAGACUCCCCAUUACACUUCGGCCACAUUCACGUCGACCAGAAAACCGCUUCCUGACGGCCGAAAGCUAGCUUCACCAACGCCUUCCCAGGUCGACGCGGCUCGCCAAGUUCAAGCCACGCCAAUACCUCCGCCCCUGUCUAGCCAGGUCAAAAACGACGCGGUCGCUUCUAGCGGAGUUUGCGACGACGUCGAGUACCGAUGGAUAACUUGCGACGGUGGCGAGAUCUUGGUGCUCCUGCCAACACCGGUGCAGUAUCGGGAGCUCAAAAAUCCAAAGUGCGGCAGCCCUGUGCUUUUUGCCAUCGCUGAAGAGCUUGGAGCGCAAGCUCAGGGCGCGUUCAUUAUCGACAUCCCAAAGGAUUGCCGAUCAGUGUUGCCAGAACGGCCGGUUGGGGAAUCGGACUGCACAGUCUAUUAUCCGGAAAAGAUUGAGUCGGGAUUCUGGAGAAUUCGCAGCGAGAAAAGAAGGAGGCGGUUCCCCCAUUUGGAUGUCGACCCAAGCAAGGCCAAUCCCAACAUCGGUGCUGCCAUCCAAGAGUUCCAGAUGCGCCUUGAAAAUGGCCUUAGGGGUGUCGCAUACGAGACCGAUAUCCCAGCGCACACUCGCGAAGAUCGCGCACGAGCUUCUCUGCCUGGAGAAAGCUCCCUUUGGCCCAUCCCAGGUCAACUGCCUAAGGACGGUGGUAUAGUCGGACUCCACACUCCAACUGGCUACAUAGGGGCGCCCGGGGCACCGUUUUUGUGGCAUUUCGAAGACCUUAGGCUGGGUGCCAUGAAUACCCAAUACUGUGGGCAUAAAGCGUGGUUUGUUACUCCGCCUGUUAGGGAUCACCCUCACAAAGGAGACAGGGCUGCGGUAAAGCGAAGGUUGAUUUGACUAUUUGGAAGUAACGAAUACAAGGAGGGGAUUGGUGCAUUGCACCAGAGCCCUCGUGCAAGGUUUUCAUGCAGGCGGCCGCGCACGGGCCUGGCAGCCACCGUGGCUCAGCGACCCUCAAGGCGCCACGCCACCACACCGCC
Molecule: messenger RNA, 1172 nt
Organism: Gaeumannomyces tritici R3-111a-1
Lineage: Eukaryota; Fungi; Ascomycota; Sordariomycetes; Magnaporthales; Magnaporthaceae
Exons: 1
Coding region: 37-1029 (330 amino acids)
Source: RefSeq, a predicted model, not a curated record